This is a messenger RNA of Ylistrum balloti, 1626 nucleotides long. RefSeq lists its product as uncharacterized. Lineage: Eukaryota; Metazoa; Mollusca; Bivalvia; Pectinida; Pectinidae. The transcript has 10 exons. The record is from RefSeq and is a predicted model, not a curated record. Bases 1 to 1626 code for a protein of 541 amino acids. Gene Ontology annotation, molecular function: carbohydrate binding; chitin binding. Gene Ontology annotation, cellular component: extracellular region.
AUGAAGCUGACCACAGAAAUCCAUUUAUUAUUGUUGUCCGCGUGUUGUUGGUGUAUUUUAUCUCAGGAAACUCUGUCGACAGGGGGAGUUCUAACAGUUGUGGACCCACCCCCGGGGGAUGUUGCCCGACAGAACCAGGGAUUGGGGAGUCUGAAGGCUUUAUGUAGCAGUUGUAAGUCUGUUGUGUGUACACUUGGUAUUCCAAACGACUGUGGCGCGUAUGUUGUUUGCGAGUCCGGACGACAACCAACACAACUCAGGUGUCCGUUCGGAACCUUCUACAACGAGAAAGAAAACCGAUGUGAUUUCCCCUCUAUCAUCAAAUGCGCAAGAGAUCCGUGCUCUGAUCCCCGAUAUCCCAAUCUGGUGUCGUACCAAGACUUCAGGAUCAAGGAGCCCAACUGUCGCUACUACUGGAGGUGUAACGGCAAUUAUUCUGCUGCAGAAUGUUGUCCGGAAGGGACUGCCUACAGCGGAAAAGACGGCGCAUGCGUAAAGGAUAAAGCAUGUAAUGCUUCCUGUCCAAGAAAUCAAGAUACUCAGGUUGAUAAAGAUACAGACAGUCAAGUGACAGUGUGUAACGGUAAUGUCAAGACGCUAAAAUGUCCCCUUCGUAUGGAAGUUCGCAUCAAUGAAGUGUUUUAUGGGCGUGUUAAUGCUAAAACCUGCGGCCCGUCUCCACCCGUCACUAAACCGUGCUCCACGCGGUCCGCUCUCACAGCACUAAGAAGCCAAUGUGCAGGAAAGCAAUCCUGUUCUGUGACAGCUGACCCCUCUCUCUAUACUGAUCCCUGUCCAGGAAUAGAUAAAUAUUUGCAGGUCGAAUACACUUGUAAACCAGGGUGUAACCUUAAAAGCAAGGAUGGCAAGACGUUCUACAACGAGGCAAACGUCGCCGAGAUACAAAAGUGUGGUCACGGCACCAGAUUUGAUGCCGAGCUAUGCACGUGCGUACGAUCUGGAAGUGUUGCACCAUUGUGUCAGUUGGAAGUUCAUAUUACCUUCAAUGAUAUUAAGAGCAAGAUAGUGAAAAACGAAGCCGAAUCCCCGGUGUGGAUAUACACAAAAUCAAUCGAUAAGAUCAAAGGUUACGGUCAGUUCCGGGGAAACAGUUCUGUUACCAUUCCUUUUUACAGUGGAAAUGAUAAUCUUUCCCGGAAGUUUGGAAUCCAAAUUAGGAUUUACGUAAUGGCACAGGGACCGUCCAAACAAAUAUUGCUGACAAAUUGCGAUAGAGAUACUUCGAGAUAUCCGGAUGCAUCUUCACUCGAAAUUUACAUCAAUAGGACGACUUCAGGGUCCGGCAUCCACAUCCGAAUAGUAAACAAUGAUAAUACUGUCACAACUUUAGCUCUUCCGAUAAAAAUCCAAGAAUGGACCAACGUGCUGUUCCGAUUUGACGGGUCAUUCCUACACGGGACGUUGCAACAUAUCAACAAGGGUACAGGAAAAGUUCAGGAGGAUAAAGGAAAAGUGGCUUUCUCAGGAAACAUGAUGACCAGUGUUGGCCCGUUGAGGAUUGGGUCUUGUACAGAUUUCGUCGAUGGACUCUAUGCUUUCAUUGAUGAGAUUCAAAUAUCCUUUUGCAAGGUGGCGUUACCAAUGAGAGGCGCUGGUACUCCAUAG